AAGAGAUACAUUCGUCAUGAGGAUACCGAAUUAUUCGCAAGACAUAAUAAAGUCGCUUGAGGUUAUCCAGCCAGCACGCUUUGAGACGGAUGCCGAGCGUUUUGAGGUCAAAGAAGCGGCUAGACGCUUGCUGAAUCGUCUCGAAACGCCAUUUGAACAAGGCUGGAGGCUCUCGUUUGAAACUCCUGUUCUCAUCGCUGGUAUCCAGACCGCUCUUGAUUUGGGCAUCUGGAAGAAAUGGACAGAGGCUGACAAGAAGAAGCCAGGCGCAGCUGUCAACUUGGACCAGGUGUUGGAGUGGGCUAAUACAGAAGUUGAGCCAAAUCUACUGCGACGGUUCUUCAGACAUCUUGCUGCACUUUAUGUCCUUGAAGAGACAGAUGUAGAUACCUGGAAACCGACACCCUAUUCACUGUCGCUCGGGGACACGGUAUCUCAUACGGAUCAAAUCACACAAUGCGGUACCGACCACACAAUCCCCACAGGCAUCAACCUCCCCCGCUUUCUCCAAAAGUACAACUACCGUGAGCCCAAUGAUCUCAAAACGCUCGACAACUACCGCGACAUGACAAACGGAACAGACUUUUUCGCUCUCUGCGCUGCGGACCCAGAGGGCAAGGGAAGCAGUUUCAUGGGCCUCAUGACCGCCCUGCGAAACCACAAGAUGGGCUGGACAGACGUCUACGACACAAAUCAAAUAAUCUCUGGAGCCAACAUAGUGCCUGGAAAACCGCUAUUCGUCGAUAUUGGCGGCGCUCACGGCCUCGAUACUUUGCGCCUGCUAGACCGACAUCCCGAGCUCCCUGCCGACGUACUGAUAGUGCAAGACACACCUGAAGUCGUGGCCAUGCAGAUCGAAGACUUGGAUCCGCGCAUUACAAAACAAGCGUAUGAUUUCUUUACGCCACAGCCACAGAUCCAUGCGCGCGCCUACUUUUUUCACGCCGUGCCGCACGACUGGCCAGACGCAGACUGCGUGCGCAUGUUCUCGCGCGUCCGACAUGCGUGCAAGUGGGGGUAUUCCAAGUUGCUGAUUUACGAGGUUGUGCUGCCGAACAAGGGGGCGACGAGUUUGAUGACGACGUUGGAUUUACAGCUUAUGAAUUGUACGAGUGGGAUGGAGAGGACAGAAGAGCACUGGGGCAGGUUGUUGAGCGAGGCCGGGUUCCGCGUCGUGGGCAUUAGUCGGCAUCCCAGGGCUGUGGAGAGCGUUAUCGAGGCGGAGUUGGCGUGA
Exserohilum turcica Et28A is the source of this 1234-nucleotide messenger RNA. RefSeq lists its product as uncharacterized. The record is from RefSeq and is a predicted model, not a curated record. The coding region runs from base 17 to 1234 and encodes 405 amino acids. The transcript has 3 exons. Lineage: Eukaryota; Fungi; Ascomycota; Dothideomycetes; Pleosporales; Pleosporaceae. Gene Ontology annotation, molecular function: O-methyltransferase activity.